Molecule: messenger RNA, 1497 nt
Organism: [Candida] anglica
Lineage: Eukaryota; Fungi; Ascomycota; Pichiomycetes; Serinales; Debaryomycetaceae
Source: the annotation of a GenBank genome assembly
AGUAUACAGCAUCCAACCACCAGUCUGUCAAAUCUGGUGUCAAAUCGGUAAACUGUUGGACAUACCGAGUUCAUUUGUGUGGGUUCUUUUUCAAUAAAUAAUUUAAGUUUCUGUCAAAAAAAACUUAAUUCCCUUCGAAAUGAUAAAACGUCUCAUCUUUCUCGUUUCAAUACUUUCAGUGGUACAUGCAAUCCUUCCAGGAAUUGGUGAUGAAGAUACUUUAACACAAGAGAAACUUGUAUCGUGUGAAAGAAUCAAAUAUGAUGCCGAGGGCCCAUACGAUGCCCAAGUCAGGGCCACUCUAAUCACCAUGCCAGUCAAGGAUGUACCAAUUCCAAUAGUUAUAGUUCGAUAUGCCGACAUUGAUAACAUUGAAAGUUUCCCAUUAGCGACAUCAGAAGAUCUUGCCAAGGGGGAGGAAAUUGUAAAGUAUAAGAAUAUAUUGUAUCGCGAUAGAUCUGGGUUCAACAUCACUUUAGUAGAUGAAACCAGACCCACUGAAUACUUGACAAGUGCCUUCACGGCCAAAGAUCAAGAGAUUGUCUUCAAUGCCACCCAUUCAGGAACUUAUUGUGUCUACAUCUCAAAAGGACGUAUAUGGCGUGAUAUUGAGGUUGAACUUCAAUUCCGUAGUUCUCAUGGUUACCGGCAAUUUUUAGCGUAUUCACAGUUACAACUUAUGCCAUUCGAUGUGUUGAGUGACUUAAUUUUACUUCUUAUAGUAUACUUUCUCAUGCCUGAACCACCCAAGACGUAUCUCAUCAUACAGCUUGGUUGCGAGGCAUUGAUGGAUUUGUUGGAAUAUGCCAAGCAAUCCAAUGCUAAUCAGUACUCUGAUAGGCCUCUUAUGUCUUAUUGGCAUCUUUUGUUCAUUUUUAACAUUGUCAAAGGGUUAGUGCUUCAAACUGAAAUUUUCUUUUCAUUGGGGUUAUGGACUUUUCAUGGCUGGAAUUUCAAUGCCAUUCCCUUUAAUUUGAGACGUAAUGCCUUGAUAUAUGUAGGUACCUUUUCCUUUGCAAUUUCCAUCAUGGACAUUGCAAAGUCUAACGACCAUAUGUUUGAAUCUAUAUGGUAUGCUCUAUUGCUCGGAAUCAUGGCAAUUUUCGUUCUUUUAUCCCUGGUUAUUAAACCCAUGAUUCUUCUUAGUUUUUAUAACAAGACUAAACUUUUAUUUGCCAAUACUCCAAAGAGGUGGAUCACAGGAGGAAUUGGUUCAACUUUAUUAGUAGAAACUUUGUUUUACUGGGGUUCCGAUGUUUGGGAUAUGGUGCAAUAUAUGUUGGAACCCAGUCAGAACAAUUCUCAAGAUAUUAUUGAACAUCUUCAGGCAGUGGUUGAUGCUGAUUUAAAGUAUUUUGAACCGUUGGACACCGUUAGUGAAGUAGGAAAGUCCAUAUUAAUGAAGUUAGGUCGAUUCAUCGCUAUCUAUUUGAUUUGGAGAAACAUAAACCUCAAAAAGGAGAAGAAAUAGAGAUAUAGAGAUAUAGUGAAAUAGAG